UCUUUGUUCUGUUUUAGCCCAGAUUCAACAGAAGGAGAAUCGCCGCUGUGAUUCUUAAAUACAGGGCUGGUUUUGAAAGAACAUCCGUGGAGAAAGAUGCCUUUUGUGUCCAGAUGGUGUAGUUACGACAUCUACCAGCAGGGGCUUAACUCUAACCAUACUGCCACCGAACCGUUCCUGGUGAAUGAAGACCCGUCCAGAGGUCCUGGGAUACCAGAGUGCUUCGUCGUGUCUGAUUCCUACAGGGAUGAAUUUCAUCCCUUCAUCGAGGCUUUGCUGCCACACGUCCGCGCGUUCUCCUACACCUGGUUCAACCUCCAGGCCCGCAAGCGCAAGUACUUCAAGAAGCACGAGAAACGCAUGACGAAGGACGAGGAGCGCGCCGUCAAAGACGAACUCCUGGGCGAGAAGCCCGAGAUCAAGCAGAAGUGGGCGUCCCGUCUGCUCGCCAAGCUCCGCAAAGACAUCCGCCCGGAGUUCCGCGAGGACUUCGUGCUCACCAUCACGGGGAAGAAGCCGCCGUGCUGCGUGCUGUCCAACCCCGACCAGAAGGGCAAGAUCCGGCGCAUCGACUGCCUGCGGCAAGCGGACAAGGUCUGGCGCCUGGACCUGGUGAUGGUUAUCCUGUUCAAGGGGAGCCCGCUGGAGAGCACGGAUGGAGAGAGGCUGGUCAAGUCCCCGCAGUGCUCGAACCACGGCCUCUGCGUGCAGCCGCACCACAUCGGGGUGUCCGUCAAAGAGCUGGACCUGUAUCUGGCCUACUUCGUCCACUCGCCAGAAUCUGGACAAUCGGAUAACUCCAACCAACAAGGAGAAGCAGACAUCAAGCCUCCGCCCAAUGGGCACUUGAGUUUCCAGGACUGCUUCGUGACGUCAGGCGUGUGGAACGUGGCGGAGCUGGUCCGUGUGUCACAGACACCAGUGGCCACAGCAUCCGGACCCAACUUCUCUCUGGCCGACCUUGACAGUCCUGGAUACUACAACAUCAACCUGGGUCGCCGCUCCAUUACGUCCACGCCAUCCACCAGGACUGAGAUGGAGUUGUAUGCCAGUCUCCCGCGGAGCUCCAACAAGCGUAAAUCCAUUGAUGACAGUGAGAUGGAGAGCCCGGUGGACGAUGUCUUCUAUUCGGGACGUUCUCCUGCCCCGGGAGCGUCCCAGCCCAGCGGCUGGCCCAAUGAUGUUGAUGCAGUGCAACACCAUUUGGCCAGUAUGCAGGAGAGGAAGAUAAAACACGAAUCCGAUGGCGUGCAGUUUCCUUACCAUGGUUAGACCACAUUACCCUCAUAUUAUAUAUGA
This is a messenger RNA of Pimephales promelas (fathead minnow), 1299 nucleotides long. NCBI's taxonomy places the organism in Eukaryota, Metazoa, Chordata, Actinopteri, Cypriniformes, Leuciscidae. The record is from RefSeq and is a predicted model, not a curated record.